AUGGCGGCGCCAAGCGCUGUGUUGCGGCCGGCCCUCCCGCCGAGGGGAUUAAUGGCCGCUGACAGGGGCCGCAGGGUGCUGGGCCUGUGUGGCAUGCAUCCUGACCACCAGGAAGUGCUGAAGCGGAACCGGGUGCUGCUGGCCAAGCAGUUGGUGCUGAGCGAGCUGCUGGAGCACCUGCUGGAGCAGGACAUCAUCACGCUGGAGAUGCGUGAGCUGGUCCAGGCCCGUGUGGGCAGCUUCGGCCAGAACGUGGAGCUCCUCAGCCUGCUGCCCAAGCGGGGUCCCCGGGCCUUCGAGGCCUUCUGCGCAGCCCUGCGGGAGACCAAGCAGGCUCACCUGGAGGAGCUGCUGCUGGCCGCCCUCGCUGCCCUCCAGCAUGAGCCCCCACCACCACCGCUGAGCUGUGACUACGACUUGGGUCUUCCGCUGCCCGUGUGUGAAUCCUGCCCCCCACUCAAGCAGCCCCGCAUGACUGCAGAGCCCCUGGAGCCCUCCAUUGACAGUGGGGAUGGCCCGCCCAUCCUGCAAGUCAAGCCCUGCUCUCCUGCCUUCUACCAGACACACUGCCAAGCGGCUUACCGCAUGCAGGCGCGCACUCGUGGUCUGGCACUGGUGCUGAGCAACGUGCACUUCACGGGAGAGAAGGACCUAGAGUUCCGGUCAGGGGGCGAUGUGGACCAGGCCACGCUGGCCAGCCUCUUCAAGCUGCUGGGCUACUCCGUCCACGUCCUCCAGAAUCAGACAGCUCAGGAGAUGGAGAAGCAGCUGCAGGACUUCGCCCAGCGGCCGGAGCACCGCCUCACCGAUUCCUGUGUGGUGGCACUGCUGUCCCACGGGGUGGAGGGUGCCAUCUAUGGGGUGGACGGCAAACUGCUUGAGCUGCAAGAGGUCUUCCGGCUCUUCGACAACGCCAGCUGCCCGAGCCUGCAGAACAAGCCCAAGAUGUUCUUCGUGCAGGCCUGCCGUGGAGAUGAGACGGACCUCGGGGUUGACCAGCAGGAUGGGAAGAACCAGGCACAGUCCCCUGGGUGCGAGGAGAGCGACGCAGGUGCUGCAGGGCUGCUGAAGACACGACUGCCCACGCGCUCUGACAUGAUCUGCGGCUAUGCGUGCCUGCAAGGCACAGCCGCCAUGCGCAACACCAAGCGGGGUUCCUGGUACAUUGAGGCGCUGGCCCGCGUCUUCUCCCAGCACGCCUGCGACAUGCAUGUGGCCGACAUGCUGGUGGAGGUGAACGCCCUCAUCAAGGAGAGGGAAGGCUAUGCCCCAGGGACCGAGUUCCACCGCUGCAAGGAGAUGUCCGAGUACUGCAGCACACUCUGCCGCCACCUCUACUUGUUCCCAGGGCACCAGGCCACGUGACCCACAUCUCCUCACAGCCCCCCCACAUGGCCCUGCGGGGUUGUGUGUCGGGAUCCCCUGGGAGGGAGGAGUGUAGCCAUCUACUUGGGGCCACCGCUGUUUGCCUUCAGGCCUGCAAGCUACUGAGCCCUGCAUCUGGACACUGCGUGGGGGCCACUUCCCAUUCCCUGGACCUUGGGGGAUGGAGGGGUGAGAGUAAGGCUGUGCAGCAAGUGGAGUACUCCUGCCUCUAACCUGCCCAGGCCUGGCCCACCCCAACCCAGACCCGGUGUUCACCCUACUCUUCUCUGAUACACCCUGAGUACACCCCAGCACCCUAUAGCCUACCCCUCUGUGGCCUCCUGGGUCCCUGGCUGUCAAGGGCGAGCACAAGCCUGACAUGGCCUGUGCUCCUUCUCUGCCCCGGCCCUCCCGGCCCAUCCUGUUCUCUCCACACUGCCACAGAGCCACCCAGGGUGAGUGGGCUGCUCCUCAGGACUACCUGGCUUAUCACAAAGGCCUUUCCUCGAGUCCCACUGAGUAGCUUUGGACAGCACAGGGCUGGCUGUGCUCCUUCCUCCCAGACACGCUCACAUGUUUGCGCACGUGCUCACACACGUGCACACACCUGCUGCCCUAGGUGUUAGCUUCUGCUUUCCUUCCAUCAACAGCUGUAGCUUCAUCUUCUGCACUUGGCACGCUCUCACUUCUACCCUCUCCCCUGGGGCACAGCCCAGCCCCUUGUUUGACUGCAGGCCCCUGGAGAAUGGGCUGGGAGAGCCAGGCGCCCUCCCUGAGCAGGGCUGCCCAAGCCUCCGCAGGCUCACUGGCCCUUCCUGCCCUACAUGGUCACAGCCAGCAGUUUAUGGUUGCAGGCUGGCCUGUGACUUAGUCCCCUCCCCGCUAGGUUGUAGGCUCCAGGGCACAGUGAGCGCCCGGCCAGCUGGUAGGUGCCCUUGUACUCGCUGUAGCCUUUGAACUCUUUCUACGUAUUUGUCACAGGUCAGCGAGCCGCAUGGGCUCAUGGCGUGGGCUUCUCGUGUGGGCAGCCUGUUGCCUCCCGAAGGGCCAGGCUUCCCUCGAAAGGAUUGGUGCUUCCUGUCCCACCUGCCCCACCAGGCCACCCACUGCCAGGGCCCUGCGUGACCCUCAGGUGCCAAAUAAAAGCUGUCUUUGUUAA
Molecule: messenger RNA, 2524 nt
Organism: Echinops telfairi (small Madagascar hedgehog)
Lineage: Eukaryota; Metazoa; Chordata; Mammalia; Afrosoricida; Tenrecidae
Gene: CASP2
Product: caspase 2
Exons: 12
Coding region: 1-1365 (454 amino acids)
Biological process (GO): regulation of apoptotic process; proteolysis
Molecular function (GO): cysteine-type endopeptidase activity
Source: RefSeq, a predicted model, not a curated record